CCUCCCUGGCGCGGGUGGGAGCCGCUGACUCAUCUGCCAUCAUCAUCCUCCCCCCACGAGGAAGGGCAGUUCGAGGGGCUGCAUUGCAGACCCAGCCGCGCCAGCAGACAGACAAAAGCGACGCUGCACCGCCCGCGGCUUCCCGGCACAAAGAGCCCGGCCGGCAUCGAGCUCACCCAUCCGUCCACCCUCCGCAGCCUGAAAAUGCUGGACACCAUCAGCAGCCAGUACGACUCCUUCAUCUACUGGAGGAUGCCGAUCCCACGGCUGGACGUGGCCGAGCUGGAGGGGCUGGGGCUCGGAGAUAUGGCCCUCUACAAGCCCAAGGGAGGCCUGGGCAAGCUCGGUGACCGGGACAGCCAGGACCUCUCCCAGGAAGAGGACAGUCUGCUGCAGUUCAACAGCUUUAACUUCUGGCGAGCUCCCAUUGCCAGCAUCAGCUCCUUAGAUUUCGAUUUAAUUUGAAGCCCUUCCUGCCUCUCCUCACCCCGCCGCUCUCUCCCUUUCCGCCAGGCAUGCCAGGAUUUGGUUUUGUUGUCAGUUUGGAGGCUGUUGGGUUGGUUUGUUGGUGGUUUUCUUUUUGGUUUCUGGGCAGUUUUGCCAUUGCUCAUUCACUCAGCAGUUCACCGUGGCCUUGACGGUGAUGGGCUCCCCGAAAAUCUCCAACCCCUCUCCACCUUCUCCCCCUUUUCGUCUCCAGGAAUCACAACGGUGCGAGUGGGGGGUAACAGUGCCAGGGGCAAAGAUGAUGGGAGGGGGCAGAAAUAGCUCCCCUGAUUGCCCCUCUCCGUUGCCAGAGGGUUGGGGAGGUGCCACCCCCCCUUGUCAAGCUGUCCCCGCCCUGUGUGACAAUUUCUCAGCUCAUUUCUCAUGUGCUUUUUUAAGAAACUCAUUUGUGCAAAUGGGGCGCCGGAGGAGCAAUGGGAAUCGCCCUCGUUUUGCAGAAAGCAUCGACUCUCUGCGCUCCCCUGGCCCAAUUUCUCAAAAAUCUGCUUCGUCCCUUAACCUUCCCCUCAGGAAUGCAAGGUGGAAGAGGCAGGGAUGUGCCCAAGAUAUCAGCACAAACCUAUUUCUUGAGAAAAAUAAUCACUUUGAGCCUUGUGGUAUGAACCCAAGCUGGAAAAAUUAUGUCCAGGAGGGUAAAUAGACAUGGAACUGCUCUGACCUUGUUUGGUGACCUUGUUGGGUGUUCAUCGCCCCAAAUUUGAUUUUUUUUCAUCCUUUUUUUACGCCCCACGUGGUUUAUUCGCGGUGCAACUCCUGACCGGGACAGACACCAGGUACAUUGUGGGGUCUGGAAGGCUGAUGGGGCAGAGCUGAAAGAUAAGAAGGAGAAUUUAGUUUGAUCUUACCCCCAAGUGAAAAUAUUUCAAGUUUUCCACCCGCUUAAUCAAUCCCUUGAAAAACAACAACAAGCAAUGCUGCAUUCAUUCGAGUGGAAGCCUUGAGUUUUCUCCGGGGAGAUUUUCACCUGCUGAGGUUUAUUUCUGAGCAUCAUCUCAAAAUGGGGGGAAAAACCCAACUUGGAAUAAUUUUUGGCUUUUAAACAGGUUUCCCCACCCCCCCAUCCCCAAGAUUGUUUUCUGGGAUUGGUUUGUCUUGUUGAAUGUGCUUUUUUUUUGGGUUUGAUUGGGGUGAAGUGAUGUGGAGCAUCCCAAAAUCAUCCUGAGAGCUGGGGGGUAUGUGGCUGGGGGCAGGCUGAGGCAGUACUUAAAAAGUGCCAGAAAUAGGCAAAAAUUGGGAAAAAUCUGCAUUCUGCUAUGAAAAUGGGAUGCAACUCUCCUGUAACCUCCAGAAAUAAUCAAGUUUGCUGAUAUUGAACCAUCUGUGUAAAACCAGAGGUGAAAAAUGUAAACUCUCCUCUGCAGAGCUGUUUGACUUCCGUGUUCCCAGCUGGGAAAACCUGCAGAAGUAUUUAUUAUGAAAGUUUAAAUAAAAUCAGUU
Corvus hawaiiensis (hawaiian crow) is the source of this 1944-nucleotide messenger RNA. It is a transcript of the gene MLLT11, whose product is annotated as MLLT11 transcription factor 7 cofactor. The record is from RefSeq and is a predicted model, not a curated record. The coding region runs from base 205 to 465 and encodes 86 amino acids. Lineage: Eukaryota; Metazoa; Chordata; Aves; Passeriformes; Corvidae. The transcript is spliced from 2 exons. Gene Ontology annotation, cellular component: cytosol; nucleoplasm. Gene Ontology annotation, biological process: positive regulation of release of cytochrome c from mitochondria; positive regulation of mitochondrial depolarization; positive regulation of DNA-templated transcription.